Messenger RNA from Exophiala xenobiotica, 578 nucleotides. RefSeq lists its product as uncharacterized. NCBI's taxonomy places the organism in Eukaryota, Fungi, Ascomycota, Eurotiomycetes, Chaetothyriales, Herpotrichiellaceae. The transcript is spliced from 2 exons. The coding region runs from base 99 to 446 and encodes 115 amino acids. The record is from RefSeq and is a predicted model, not a curated record.
AAGGUUGCUUACAUGACCAGCGAGUAUCGAAUCCUCGACGACCGAUCGUGCAUGAGGAUUGGAAGGAACAUUUAGCUUGUUCGCCGCUUUAGGGGCUUAUGCAUACGAUUCUAACUAUCCGGACAAUACUGGGUACAUAUCUUGGUCGCGACGGAUGGUGGAUCUUCAUCGCCAUCAGAAAGUGCUCGGCUGGGUGGAAAUGGCAGACCCGGGAGCGUAGACCACAACGGGAAGGUGUUCAGGUGAGACUGCUGCUAUGUCCUUUUGUUGCUUCCGAUGGAUGUGGCUGUGCGAGAAGUAAGUUAAUCCUGGGGAACUAUGAUUGCAAAGCAGAAGAUUCUAUGCAUAUCGAAGGAGCCGGUAGUGGUUCUUUCCGUCCAAUUUCACAACACGAUACGGAGUAUCUCAAAUCGAUUCCUAGUCAAACAAACACCACCACUGUCUGAGAUAUGAGACUUCGACGUCGGCUCAAUACUUCUGCAGUUGGACUCUGUGGCAUCUAUGGAACUCAAGACGAGAUUUACUGCAACAGCCUGUUGGUUCCUAUGAUUUUUAGUCUGGCUCUAGGACGUAUGUAC